Lizanozyma spartinae is the source of this 2025-nucleotide messenger RNA. RefSeq names its product ERMES complex Ca(2+)-binding regulatory GTPase (gene GEM1). Bases 1 to 2025 code for a protein of 674 amino acids. The transcript has a single exon. Gene Ontology annotation, biological process: signal transduction; mitochondrion organization. Gene Ontology annotation, molecular function: calcium ion binding; GTPase activity; GTP binding. The record is from RefSeq and is a predicted model, not a curated record. Gene Ontology annotation, cellular component: mitochondrial outer membrane; plasma membrane. Lineage: Eukaryota; Fungi; Ascomycota; Pichiomycetes; Serinales; Debaryomycetaceae.
AUGCCGCAGGAAUCACUUCGUAUUGUUGUAUGUGGAGAUGAGUCAGUGGGGAAAUCAUCUAUCAUAAACUAUUUCAUUCGAGAGUCAUUCCCCAACCAAAUCCAAAAGGUAUUGCCUCCCAUAACCAUUUCAAUCAAUGACUACUAUUCCUCUAUAGAAGAGUACACUUCUGAAUCAGAGAAAGUGGCCACGGCUCUUAGAAGAAGAAAGAAGUCCAAAUCAACGUUUGAGAGAGGUCAAGAAAAGAUCCUGAAGUAUUUACCGGUUACAACUAUCAUUGACACAGCAUGUACUGAUUUACCUGAACUACAAAAGGAAUUGAAGCGAGCCAAUGUCAUUUGGUUGAUCUAUACUGACCAUUAUACUUAUGAGCGGGUCUCAUUGUAUUGGUUGCCUAUGUUUAGAUCCUUGGGGAUCAACUUGCCUGUGAUUGUGUGCUCCAAUAAAUGUGAUCUCAUUGUUCCUAAACUGAAAUGGGAAGCCAUGGAUCAUGAAGAAUUCACUCCAUUGAUCAAUGAAUUCAAAGAGAUCGAAUCUUGUGUACGAUGUAGUGCUAAGACGGGCUAUAACAUUGUGGAGGCGUUUUAUUUAUGUCAAAGAUCAAUAACCCAUCCUAUAUCUCCAAUAUUUGAUGCUAAAGAAGGGAAUUUGAAACCAUUGGCUGUUAAAGCCUUUAGAAGAAUAUUCACUUUAAGUGAUACUGACCAAGAUGGGUAUUUGGAUUUCAAGGAGUUUGCGGAACUCCAUCGCAAAUGUUUUGGUAAAGAAUUCAGUGAAGUUGAUUUCCAGAGGGUGCUAAGAACUUUAAGUCGGACUUUACUACCCAUGAAUGAAAAGGAACGAGAAACAGUUUCAGAAGAUGGAUUCGUUUUAUUAAAUAAAAUAUAUUGUCAAAGAGGUAGACAUGAAACUGCGUGGGGGAUUCUUCGAUCAUUCAAUUAUACAAAUACUUUAACAUUAGAAGAUGACUUUUUACAUCCGGAAAUCGACGUAAACCCGCUUUCAAGUGUGGAAUUAAGUCCGGUGGGGUUCAAGUUCUUUGUGGAUUUAUUUAUUAAGUUCGAUAAGGAUAACGAUGGAGGUCUUAGUAAUAAAGAAUUGGCCAAUCUAUUUGCUCCAACCCCGGGGGUACCUAAAUUAUGGACAGAGUUACAGUUCCCAAGUUCGGUGGUUUGUAAUGAAUCAGGUUAUGUUACUUUACAAGGCUGGUUGGCUCAAUGGUGUCUCAGUACGUUUCUUGAUUACAAAGUUACUUUGGAGUACCUUGCUUAUUUGGGAUUUGAUAAUGGCAGUUCUAUAAAGGCUUUAAAGAUAACAAAACCUCAUAGAAAGAGACAAAGACAGGGUAAAGUGUAUCGACUGGCAGUAAAUGAUAGAAACGUCUUCAGUUGUUUCAUAUUAGGGGCCUCAAACUCAGGUAAAUCUUCUUUACUUGAUCUGUUUGUUAAUGGUACAUUCAUAGAGAGUUAUACCUCUACUACAAACCCUCGGAUGUGUGCUAAAGAUAUUGAACUUAGAGGUGGGAAACAGUGCUAUUUAAUACUUGAGGAAUUGGGUCAUAAAGUCGAAGAGAACCUUACACCUCAAAGGUUAGAGCAUUGUGAUGUUGUUUGCUAUGCAUACGAUUCUUCUGAUCCUGAUUCCUUCCAAUAUUUGGUUGAUUUAAGAAGUAGACACUCCGAAACCUUAGACCAAAUCCCGGCAGUUUUUGUUGCCUUGAAAGCUGAUUUGGAUAAACAACAACAGAGGUCAGAUGUACAACCGGAAAACUAUACUCGGGAUUUGUUUCUUAAUUCCCCAUUACAUAUUUCAUCGACUUGGACAUCUUCUUUACAUGAACUUUUCAGUCAAUUAGUUGAUGCCGCUAAAAACCCAAUUACGGCGACUCCAGGACUCGAUGUGGAUGUUAACUAUGAACAACAAGAAACAAUGAAACGGUAUCUUAUGGUUGGCAGUGCCAUUUCAGUCAUGUCACUCGUAUCUCUUUGGAUAUGGAAGAGCUCUCUUCAAUCUUCAAAUUCGUAG